This is a messenger RNA of Phytophthora sojae, 1086 nucleotides long. RefSeq lists its product as hypothetical. Lineage: Eukaryota; Oomycota; Peronosporomycetes; Peronosporales; Peronosporaceae. Bases 1 to 1086 code for a protein of 361 amino acids. The transcript has a single exon. The record is from RefSeq and is a predicted model, not a curated record.
AUGCCCACGCUAGCGAUGGCGCUGCACGAAGAGAAGCCGCCGGGGCCGCCUCCGGAGCUUCUCCCCACUGCCGCUGCCGCCUCCGCGCCACCCCCCAAGAACACGCGCGGCGCCAAGGGCAAGCGGCCUGCCAAAACCAAGCCCUCCGCUGCGGCCGCUCAGGCUGCAGCGCCAGCGAACGAGCCGCCCAAGGAGAAGCCCCGGCGAGGCCGACGCCGCAUACUGGAGGACGAGGAGCAGCGCAAGGCACGGCGUAAGGCGCAGUGCAAGCUGAACCAGCGGCGUUACCGCGCUCGCCAGCGCGGGCUCAUCAGCACGCUGUCGCUGGAGACGGAGGGGCUGGGCGACCACCUGCAGGACCUGCGCGACUACCGAGACUUCCUACGCGGUUACUUUGUGCAGGCGCGAACACUCGACGUCUGGGACGACCCGCGGCCUGUGCUGGUGGCCAACCACUUCCUCCGCGCGUUCCGGGCAGGCUUCGCACUGCACUCGACCGAGUCCAGCACGCUGCAAGAGAGCUUCGUGCGCCUUGUAUGCGCGCCGGACAUCAUUGCACAGGGCGCCACCAGCGACGGCGUGGGGGCGCUGCUGCUGCAGCUCAAGCGGUACACGUCGUACCAUGGCACGUUCGAGAUACGGCCGGGCACCGUGAAGCUGGUCCACGCGCCAACGCAGGAGAUGGACACACAAGCCCAAGAGGAGAAGCUCAGCUGUGUCGUGGAGGCGCGCGGCUCCGUGAGCCUGAGGAUUUCGCGGGACACUCUCAUGCUCGUGUACCCGCACGUACUGCGGCAUCGCGACGACUUGGCGCAGCGCAUCGUGGGGCAGACGAUCGAGCCGGAGUUCACGGUGGUCUUUCACUUCGACGCGCACGCGAAGGUGACGAAACUGGAUCAGCACGUCGAUUUUGCAGGUGCUUUCCUCCAGCUACUGGGAAACGCAGAAGAUGUGGCCACGUUGCUGGAGGGCGCGUUGAUCUCACCUUUCUCCGAGCUCGGUCUGGAUCCGCAGGGCACCACGACAGAGUCGGCGCUCACGCGAGGUGGCAGCAAACAGCUCAGUCUCAAGUUUAUUCUUCUGUAG